Aspergillus terreus NIH2624 is the source of this 1092-nucleotide messenger RNA. RefSeq names its product LLM class flavin-dependent oxidoreductase. The record is from RefSeq and is a predicted model, not a curated record. The transcript has a single exon. NCBI's taxonomy places the organism in Eukaryota, Fungi, Ascomycota, Eurotiomycetes, Eurotiales, Aspergillaceae. Bases 1 to 1092 code for a protein of 363 amino acids. Gene Ontology annotation, molecular function: oxidoreductase activity, acting on paired donors, with incorporation or reduction of molecular oxygen.
AUGCCCACCGAAUUCAUCAGCCUCACUUUCCCCAACCCCUCCACCGAGCUCUCCCCGAUCCCCAACGCCGGCGUGGAUCCGGACUUCCUCGUCCGCUACGCCCGCACCCUCGACGACUACGCCUUCAACUACACCCUGGUCCCCUACGACUCGUCCUCCUUCGACCCCUUCACCAUCGGCGCCACCAUCGCCGCCGCCACCAAGCACCUCAAGAUCAUCAUCGCCCUGCGCCCCAACACCCUCCCGCCCACCGUCGCCGCCAAAGCCCUGGCCACCCUCGACCAGCUCAGCCGCGGCCGCGUCGUCGUCCACCUCAUCGCCGGCGGCAGCGACGCCGAGCAAGCCAAGGAGGGCGACUUCGUCCCCAAGGCCGCCCGCUACGCCCGCCUGGAGGAGUACAUCCGCAUCCUGCGCCGCGCCUGGGCCUCCCCCGACCCCUUCGACUGGGACGGCCCGCACUACCGCCUCGUCCAGUUCAGCAGCCGCGUGCGCCCCGUCCACGGCACCAUCCCCGUCUCUGUCGGCGGCUCCUCCGACGAGGCCUACGCCGUCGGCGGCGCCCUCGCCGACAUCUUCGGGCUCUGGGGCGAGCCGCUGGCCGAAACGAAGGAGCAGAUCGACCGUGUCUAUGCCGCCGCCGAGCGUGCGGGACGCGCCCCCGCCGACCGUCCCCGCAUCUGGGUGACGUUCCGGCCGAUCCUGGCGGAAACCGACGAGCUGGCCUGGGCGAAGGCGCACCGCACCCUGGACGCGCUGACGGCGAACCGCGCCGGUGUGAAUGGCGCGGGUAAGGAGCAACCGCCGCCGCCGCAGAAUGUCGGCUCGCAGCGGCUGCUGGAGAUUGCGAAGCGCGGCGAGGUCCACGACCGCGCGCUGUGGUACCCGACGGUGACGGCGACGAAUGCGCGCGGCGCGUCGACGGCGCUGGUCGGCUCGCCGCAGACGAUUGCGGAGAGUAUUUUGGAUUAUGUGCAGCUCGGGGCGGAGUUGAUUUCCAUCCGUGGGUAUGACAAUCUCAAUGAUGCGAUUGAUUAUGGGCGGUUUGUGUUGCCUAGAGUGCGGGAGGCGCUGGAGCGGAAGGAGAGGGGGUAG